GUUCUUUUCAAUCGAGGAUUCAAGCAGUAAACAUGGCUGAUAAUAUUACAGGUGAAUAUUUUUUUUUUCAUCGUUAAAAGAUGAAUAAUUAACAAUUUUGUAUCGGAUAUUACGUAGUUCAAGAUUUAAAACAAUUUAUGGCUGAAAUAGCUACAAAUUCCACAAACCAAAUGGACACUUUCCGUAAGGAAUGCAUGGAUCUAUUUUCACAAAAUGAGACAAGAACAAUGGAUUUCAUUAAUGAGAGAUUAAAUUCUGUAUUGAUUGAUGAAAGUGUCGGAAAUAAGGGAGAUGGAGAAAAUCUAGAUAAACUGACAGAUGCAAUUAUGAAGGAAGUCGAUGACCUAACCAAUAUUCCUAAAAAUUUACUUCCGGGAAUUUCACCAGUUUCAGGAACCUGCACCAAGCUUCCAUCUACUUCCACGUCAUCAUUAUACAAUCUGCGUCCAUCAAUUUUAUCUUCUAGCCAACAAAACUCAAAUGUUCCGCUUCCAGUUAAUUUUGACCCAUGCUGUUUGGAAUUAAUUGAAUGCAGAAGCAGCAAUAAAGCCUUCAAAGCCUCGGAACUAAUGGGCUCAUUCAAUGGAUACUUUAUUGAAAAAGCAGUUUCAAAUUUAGCAGAAGCUAUUAAAGACUACGCAAGAAUAAUGACGAACGUCAGAAGAUGCCAAUUCAGUUUAAAAUGUGCUGCGCAAGAUUUCAUCAGUACGUAUGAUGCAAAUAAGGAAGUAGUAGAAACUUAUUUCCCACCUGAGUAUUCGGCAAAAAUAAAAAAAGCCAUUAAUGGCACUAUUAGGCGUUAUGCAAAAAGUGAUGACCCACCAAAAGUCAUUCCACAUUCUGCUUUUCGCAAAAAUUACAAGAAAAAAAAUAAUUAUUUCAAGAAUAAUUAUAAUUAAAAUGUGAAGAUUAGCG
Molecule: messenger RNA, 915 nt
Organism: Chironomus riparius
Lineage: Eukaryota; Metazoa; Arthropoda; Insecta; Diptera; Chironomidae
Source: the annotation of a GenBank genome assembly